This is a messenger RNA of Homarus americanus (American lobster), 795 nucleotides long. RefSeq names its product kelch-like protein 2. The record is from RefSeq and is a predicted model, not a curated record. The coding region runs from base 1 to 795 and encodes 264 amino acids. The transcript has 6 exons. Gene Ontology annotation, molecular function: protein binding. NCBI's taxonomy places the organism in Eukaryota, Metazoa, Arthropoda, Malacostraca, Decapoda, Nephropidae.
AUGCCAGAAGCUAGAAAAAAGAUGGGAAUAGUAGAACAUCGAGGUCUUAUUUACAUUAUUGGUGGAUAUACGUACACUUACAAUCCCCUGCAUGAUCUUCUCUCAUACAAUCCUGUGACUGGGGAGUGGAAGAAUCUAGCACCAAUGCUAGGUCCACCAUCUAAGACGAUAGGCGUUGCAGUUUUAGAUAACUUUUUUGGAUAUAUGGACUUUUACAACCCCAUGCAUGAUCUUCUCUCAUACAAUCCUGUAACUGGGGAGUGGAGAGCACUAGCAGGACGUGCUCCACCUCGCUACAACUACAUGGGUGUUGCAGUUUUGAAUAACUUUUUUGGACGUAUGGACUCUUAUAACCCCUUUCAUGAACUUCUCUCAUACAAUCCUGUAACUGGGGAGUGGAGAGAUCUAGCAGCACUGAGUGCUCCACCUCGCUACAACUACAUGGGUGUUGCAGUUUUGAAUAACUUUUUGUAUUUAGUGGGUGGUCUUUUUAAUGAAGAAGGGGAAAAAUCACUAGAAAGAUAUUCUUUUGAACAGAACGAAUGGUUUAAGUGUUCAUCAAUGAAUUUUUGGCGAAGUAUCCCAGCAGUUGUUGCCACAAAUUCUCUGUUAUAUAUCAUAGGUGGUCAUCGUCCCAAUGACCACCUUGAACUGAACCAAUGGUUUAAGUGUUCGUCUUCAGAGUAUUUGGGUCGAAGUAGCCCAGCAGUUGUUGUCACAAAUUCUCUGUUAUAUGUCAUAGGCGGUUACUGGAGUGGUUUGAAUGGAAUUGGAAUGGUAAGGAAAGAAGAAUAA